This is a messenger RNA of Magnusiomyces paraingens, 207 nucleotides long. RefSeq lists its product as uncharacterized. Gene Ontology annotation, cellular component: RNA polymerase II, core complex; RNA polymerase I complex; RNA polymerase III complex. Lineage: Eukaryota; Fungi; Ascomycota; Dipodascomycetes; Dipodascales; Dipodascaceae. Gene Ontology annotation, molecular function: zinc ion binding; DNA binding; DNA-directed RNA polymerase activity. The record is from RefSeq and is a predicted model, not a curated record. Bases 1 to 207 code for a protein of 68 amino acids. Gene Ontology annotation, biological process: transcription by RNA polymerase I; tRNA transcription by RNA polymerase III; transcription by RNA polymerase II. The transcript has 4 exons.
AUGAUUAUUCCAGUUCGUUGUUUCUCCUGUGGUAAGGUUGUUGGUGACAAAUGGGAAACUUAUCUUCAGUAUUUGGAAGACGGAAAGACAGAAUGCCAAGCACUGGACAAGUUAAAACUGAAAAGAUAUUGUUGCCGAAGAAUGGUUCUUACACAUGUGGAUCUCAUUGAGAAGUUCUUAAGAUACAAUUCUCUUGAUAAAAAUUAA